UGAAAAUAACGCAUAGUACUUCCUACACAUGAUCCAUGAUUGUCGGCCCGCACUGGCCUAAUUGUGUCGCGAGGCCUCUGUUCUAGACAUGCGCAGAAGCUUGUAACAUGAUGCCGAGUGAGAGAGGUGGUGCCAUGAGUCCUGACAACUAUAGAACUAGCCUGGAAGAGAAAGGUAUUGAUCAUUUGGCGGGCCAUUACGUCUUGCCGAGCGAGUUCAUAUAACCACCGGCAAUCCAGGUCUUCUCAGGGAGGAAAACAGCCCUAGGUGGUAUAUAGCAGACGACACUUGAUCCUGCGGAAUAUACUUACGAUAAUAGAUCAAUUAUCUCAAGGAAUGUGAUGGCGAGUAACUUCAAAGUAUUCUUGGCGUUCACCAAGCAACCGAAGGAUGAACCGGUGUAUCAGAAGCAGGACGGGCAGAGGUUUUCCGUCUGCAACACUAUUAAACUAAACGUCAACUCAACCUACACGGUGAGCGUUGUGAUCCGCCCCCAACGUACUUUAUUGCGACUGCAGAUCCAGGGUGAAAACCUGGGGUUGAACCAGGUGAAGCCAGAACGCGACGAUGACGACAGCUGCAAGUACCAGGCCAGCUGGGUCACUGUCGGCUUCGAACAGAGCAAGAGCGCCGAGAGGAAGGAGCUCCCGGUCGUGCUGGAGAUGUCUAACGGCGUGUAUAUGAAGUUGGCACUACAAUGUAAGUUCUACCCUGAGGAGGAAACACAACACUGCCAUUGGGGGCAACCCCUUCACAACAUCGAGUACGAAUGCAACGUGCCAGACGGCUGUACCUAUGUCGACAUCACGAGUACUAAACUACUGUGACGUCAUUAGCGUAGCAUUGUAGUCAUGAAUAGAGCUUUGCCCUGAAAGUCUACAAGCCUUAAUUGUUACCAUUAGAAAACACCCUGAACCGAGCCCCCGAGUGCGUUUAACACUGGGGAGGGCGAGGUUCAGGCGUGCCUGUUAGUGCUAUUUAAUGUCUACACAUUCCACGAUGGAGACGUGCAUGGUUGUGCCUGGAAUCGCUACUGAAGAUACUAUGGAAGUUCCUGAUGGAAGAGUAUUUGGUUGAGCUCUUUAGGCGACUUUCAUUUCUUGGUUUAAAGAUCGGACGAUCAUUUACCCUGCAUUGAUGUUGCAAGAAAAAGGUAGUAGUGGAACAAAUUCAUUGUGAUCUUUUUCAUUACAAAAUUUAGAGAGA
Messenger RNA from Haliotis rufescens (red abalone), 1206 nucleotides. RefSeq names its product CB1 cannabinoid receptor-interacting protein 1-like. Bases 342 to 827 code for a protein of 161 amino acids. Gene Ontology annotation, cellular component: plasma membrane. The record is from RefSeq and is a predicted model, not a curated record. Gene Ontology annotation, biological process: negative regulation of signaling receptor activity. NCBI's taxonomy places the organism in Eukaryota, Metazoa, Mollusca, Gastropoda, Lepetellida, Haliotidae. Gene Ontology annotation, molecular function: type 1 cannabinoid receptor binding. The transcript has 3 exons.